Symbiodinium sp. CCMP2592 is the source of this 5082-nucleotide messenger RNA. NCBI's taxonomy places the organism in Eukaryota, Dinophyceae, Suessiales, Symbiodiniaceae. The record is from the annotation of a GenBank genome assembly.
AUGGUUGUUUCUGGGUAUUCCUCUGACAAGCCUGCUUCAGGACCGCCAGGGGUGACAGCCCGGACGGUUCCGUCCUUGGCUGUGCCCGUGGGUUCGGUGCUGGGACAGCAUCGACUGUGGUGGCUGUGCACAGAGGCUUCUGCCUUGGCUGACGAGUGUGGUGCAGUUGCAGUGGUUGUGUUGGUUGCUGGCCGUGGUUAUCCUGACUCGAUGCAGAUAGUUACGAUGUUCUUCGCCACUAGCUGGUUGCGAAAACUGCAGACCGAGAAUCUGCAGACGUGGAGCCUGGAAACCGAAGAUCGGGAACGUGUGCUGGAGUGGCUCGUGCUAGGCAUUGUUGGAAGCCCCAUCUACAAAGACGAAGGUGUCUGGAUGUCCAUCAUGGCCGUGGACUCGUGCCACGAUGCUGUGCUGGGCAUUUUGCUCGCAAGCAGAGCACACAACUUCGAAGCCGCACCUUUUAUCGUAAUCAUGGCCGUGGUCGCUCGUCCGGACGUACAACAACUGGAAGCGGCAUGGAGCGAGCCCAAUCAGCUUGUGCCGGGGAACGAGAAGUUCGAGCCUUUGGGAUUGCUGAAAUGCUAUCGUGUAUAUGUAGGACACGAUUAUUUUCCGCAUCAGGGAUAUGCUUGUUACUUGUCGAGGGAGCUGGGCCAGGGAGCUCGCCUUUGGAGAUGCGAGCGAGGUGGCCUCCUCAAGUGGAUGGUCACUCGGCCUGCUGAGGUCCGGGCCGUGGCAGUGUCCUUGACCGGCCGGCUGAGGUUUGGGAUUCUGGUUGUCCAGGCCCGGAUGCUCUCCGGAGCACAAGUCUGGUCCGGCACGUACCCGGCCGAGCAAGACGUGAAAGUGUCGGCUGUGAGCACCGCCAUCCGGCACAGCAUGCUGGUGGCUGGUCGCAUCCAGUCGACACACGUGUUGAAGGUCAUGGGCCACAAGCUCCUUGUCCACGGCCGCAAGAUUUGGAGCUGCAACUGGUCCAAGACCAUGGCAGCCAAGAAGCUGCCCAAGAAACGGCUUUUUCGAAAGACGGAGAGGAAAGAUCGAGUGCUCAGUGUGCAGGUUGUGGAUUCCUGCUUUCCUCUCGCCAUGGCAGCCGCCUUCUUGAACCAGCUCCAUGACAUGCUCCACAAGCAGAAGCCGAUCAUGGGCGAUCACUUCGACGGCAUGCUUGCUGCACAGAAAGACUGUGCCGUGCGAGCCAUCUCCCAACACAAAGUGACCAUGCAAGAGGCCUCUGAGCUGUGCAGCUUGAUCCAGCAAGGGCCCUGGAACGAGAGCCAGAAAAAGGAGCUUGGAAAAGCAGUCUCCAACUCCGUCUCGUCGGGGAUGAUGGCUGCUGGCAAGAAGAAGAAGGGCAACCAGACCCAGGAAGUCGACAACUUCUUCUGCUUUUUGUCAGCUGAAGACAAGCAAGUCCUGGCCGAGGCCAGUGCUGGAGUGCACUCAAGGUGCAAUCACAUCGCCGAGAUCAUGGAGAAGAUGGGCAUGUAUUGGCCAUCGGAGAAGGCGACAGGUCAUAUCGUCUCAACGAUGGCAACAAUGCAGUCAGCUGGCCUUGAGUCUCCUGAUGAUUUUCACGGGGCUGUGAAGAAGCUGAAAACCAUCAUCAAAAGCAGGCUCAAAAAGAACAAGGAUGCCAAGGACAACGAAUUUGUGGCCGUGUACAAGGAGCCAGCCUUGUUGCCCGAGAUCUACCGCAGUCACUUUGAAAAGGCUGAAGCAGGCGAGCUCCCUGCUUCGAGCCUUGUUGCCCAUGGUCCUCUGCGAGGCAGUCACAAGUCCCUCAGCAGCAGCAGCAACAUCGUUGGCAACAACAUGAUGAAUCACAGCCUGAUGAAGAAGAUGAUGGCCGACGGCAACGGCAUGAGCAUGAUGGGACUGAUGAGCUGCAUGUCGACAUGCAUGCAGCAGUUUCAGCAGCAGUCCAGCAGCUCGCAACUGCCAGGCUUCAAGUUGUUGGGAAAAGCCGGCUGCAACGAAACCAGUCCAAAUCGGGCUACAAGCAUGAUGGCGACGACGAGCCCACCGCACGACUCUCCAGAGUCCAGCCAUCGUGUUUCAAGCCCGGUGCAGCCUCAUCAUCAGCAGCUUGCUGUGGCCGCCAGCCCGGUGCAGCCUCAUCAGCAGCAGCUUGCUGUGGCCGCAUGCCCGGUGCAGCCUCACGAUCAGCAGCUUGCUGUGCCCAAGGCUGGGCAGGAGCCUGUGGGUCCGGCCGAGCAGGCUCGUCAGAUGCUUGCUGCAUGGAAUGCCAACAAAACACCAGCAGAGGGAGAUGAGGAAGAUGAGGAGACUGAGAAGCCCCGGAAAAAGCCUGCCGCAAAGCUCCAGCAGACGAAGAGUGUGCAGCCGAAGAAGAAGCCGGCAGCGAAGGCGAAGUCGCAGUCCCAGCCCAAGCCGGGCAUCAAGAUUCCGAGCAUGAGCAAGAGGUUGAAAUUGAAAGUUUUCACCACCCAAAGAGCCCUCGCUCAGAUCCUGAAGGAGAUUCGUGAGCUGGAUGAGCUACCUGCAGCUACAGGCCGGAGCUCGGUGAAAAGAGCUCGUGAAGAACUGCUGCAUGCUCAUGCUACCCCUUAUGGGCCCAUCUACAUCGAGCCCACACUUCAGAAGGAAGACGGCACCGAUGUUACAAUUCCGAUUUUGAGUCCAGCUGCAAUGCUGGCUUGGGCAUGCGAGCACUGUGCAGCCUUCGGCCAGCUCGUGCAGAAGCAAAUGGCACUGAAGCCGCCGACCUACGAGAAGCCUUGGACUCUGAUUUGGUAUUCGGACGAAAUCGCACCGGGCAAUCAACUGAAGCACGUGAACCGUCGCAAGGCCCAGGUCAUCUAUUGGUCCCUGCAAGAACUGGGAGCCCAUGCGAUGUCCUGCGAGUCGUGCUGGUUUACCUUGACGGCGGUUCGCAGCACCGUGGUCGCAGACAUGGGGGGGAUGGCGGUUUUGUUCCGCCAGCUGGCCAGGUUUUUUUUCGAGACCCCCGAUUGGCGGCAGGGACUUCUGGUCAACUGCCCCAUCGGCUCUCCCCCUCUGUUUGCCGAUCUUGGCAUACUAAUCUCCGACGAAGCUGCUAUAAAGCAAACCCUCUGCAACAAGGGUGCUUCUGGACUCGUGUUCUGUGUGCACUGCCAGAAUGCAGUCGACCACAAGUCGCACGUUGCUGCCAGCAGUCGGGGCACACAAGUAUCCAGCCUGGAGACCGACAUUUCCAGAUUUCGUCGCCAGACGAAGGAGUCCAUCAAAGCCUAUAUGGACUACCUCGCUGAGCAGAAGCCCUUGCAGACCAAGACAAAGUUCGAAAAGCUGCAGACUGCCCUGGGUUUUAACUUUAAACCCAUGGGCUUACUGGCCCAUGCAGCCUAUGGCCCCAAGCUGAUAGACUGCAUUAUGUUCGACUGGAUGCACGUCUACCUGGUCUCAGGGCUGUUCAAUGUGCUGACAGGGCUUUUCCUUGGAGACCUCCAUCACAAUGGCUGGAAGCACAACGACAUUGAGCGGUUCGCAAGGACUUUCACAUGGCCUGCACGUCUGCGAGGUGCUGCCCCGAAGGAUGUGUUGCAAAAGAGAGGAUCCUACAGUGAUCCUCUCAAGUGCAGUGCAUCGGAGGCUCUGAACUUCCUGCAGGUGCUGCGAACCUAUCUUGUGCUCUGGGUGCUGCCGCAAUGCAGCGAGGACAUGAGAAACUCAUGCGAGGUUUGGCUGGCGAUGUGCAAGGUCCUCGAUGCUUUGCAAAAAAUCGCCAUAGGAGAUCCUUUCCCUGCAGUCCAACUGCAAGUCUUGGUGAAAGGCCAUCUGGACCUCGCUAAGACCCGCUACGGUGAGGACUCCUUUUGGGUACCCAAGUGCCAUUUGGCACUCCACUUGCCCCUUCAGUUGGCCAAACACUCAGGUCUGAUGAGCUGCUUUGUGCACGAAAGAAAGCACAAAAUCAUCAAGAAAAUCACCAACCAAGUACUCGACACAAGUCGGGCUUUUGAGAAGAGCAUACUCGAUGAUGUGCUACAUGGGCAUUUGCAGCAGCUCGCCGAUCCGGCUUUUCUCCCAGGAGAAGGGGUGCACUUGGUUCAGCCUGUGCGACCAGCCCCUGCCAAGCUCCAAGCCGAGCUCCGGCGAUGCAUGAACAUCCAGGGCGAGAUCAUGACAGCAAACCAGGCUGUGCAUGCAGGGAACUUCACAGUUUCGGCAAAAGACCUCGCGGUUUUGCAUCUGGAUGGUGAAAGGCUUGUCGGCAGGGUGGGCUACCACGUCCAAGCAGAUGGGACAUGCUGGUCACAUGUCACUCUUUGGAACCACGUGCAUGGAGCCAUGUUCACCCUGUCGGACGAUGUGGCCCUUGUAGAAACCAAGCAUAUCCAUGAGGUCGCAUCUGAGCGAAAGAAGGACACUCGCUUCACGAUCGAUGAACAUUCUGGGAAGCUUAAAGUAGAGAAUAAAGAAGCCGAGGACAAGGCCUCCACCGCUUCGGAGGUCCAUGUGCUUCAGGCUUUGCAGAGGCGCUCGCUUGCCCUUGACCAGGCCAACUUGGUGGAAUACACACUUAUGCAGCAGUGGUCGGACCGCCUGCUUCGAGCCAGGAUGGACGAUCCUCCGCCUCAGUACAGCCGGCCGUCGUGGAGCCAGCUUGUGGCGGCAGAUAAGAAGCUUUUCAGCGAGUUGAGGGACCUUACGAGGGAUGGAGUUCAAUCAUCAAGUGGAGGGGUGCGUCCCCUCGACAAGCACCUCCCAGCAGUGAUGAUGUCGUAUGAUGUGGUAUGCUUGCUCCAGCCUAUGCCACAUGCUGCCAGUGGGCGAAGUGCUGAGGAUUCUGGCAAGGAGCGCCCGGCUCCUUACACUCCUAAGGGCCCCCGAAAGGGCGCUGGGAAAGGCAAGGACGGCAAGGGAAACGGUCGCAUGCCUGCGCAGCUCAUCGCGUGGGGCUGCACUUCCUCUACCAAGAAAGGAAAUCCUUACUGCUAUGGGUUCCAGCUUGGCAAUUGCACCAAUGCUGUGACCAACAAUGCCUGUGUGAGAGGCUUGCAUGCUUGUGCCAUCCCGAAGUGUGGCCAACAUGGGCACGGGGCCUCCACUUGCCCCAAAAGGAAGCAGGAGUGA